AUGGAAUAUUUGCAAAAUUCUGAUGACAAUGACCGGAAUUCUACAGCCUCGAUUGUGUGGAAUGACACCGUCGUCGUGCACAACAUGAAGGGUUUUAGUUUCUUCAAUUGUGCCUCUUGUAAAAAUAGCCGGAAUCACAGCAAGAAAAAAAAUGCAUCCCAAACAAUUGCUGGGAGUUCCGACCCUAGUGUCAAUGAAUCCAAUCCUUCAUCAACCGGUAAUUAUUCGGCAUUCAAUAAGGAUAUGCGGAAUGGAAGUGCAAAAGAGAAUCUUUUUAUUGUGAAUGCCAAUCAGCUUACCAGCUCCCAUAGCAGACUUGACGCCAAGUCGGUCAGUCUUACAAACGAGAGCAUUGAUGCCUCGAAGAUAAAUCUCCUCCCAAGUGACAGUUGUAGCAUUUUAAUGAAGCAGUCGGUGGAUCGUAUUUCAAAUUCGGAUCACUCAGACAUUUAUAAGAGGCUUGAUGCUGUUGUUCGUCGUUUAGAGCAUCUUCUAGACAGUGACGAUCUCUUUACUCUAGUAAGCGAUGACCACUCGGGAAUCAUCAUGUUUAACGGCAUUUUAAAUGAAAAUAUGUCUUAUUAUGUUGAUGUUUGUUCCUCAAUCGGUGGACCGGCUCUGGAGCAGGCGAAACUCGUGAGAGAAGCCUUUCAACUCUGCCUCAACAUAAUGCAAUUGUCCCGGAAAUACGCAAAACCUUCAGCAAACGAAAUGAGCAAAAUUAUGCAGCCACUUUCUUUCAAAUUGUAUGAAAUAGCUGAGGUUGCGAAUCGUAAUAAAUCGCACAUACUUUAUCAACCGCUUUUGACGAUAUCCGAUUCAGUGAGCAUUCUUUCGUGGAUUAAUAUGUCGUGCUCAGCUGUCUUUGUCAAGGAUGUGGAGAAUGCAACCAAGGUCUCCGCGAAUAUCACCACCCAAAUGUAUCGUGAGUCAACGCCGCUGUACGCGGAGUGGAUGCGAGCGUGGCUACGAGUGGUUGGUUCGUUGCGUGAAUUGGUGUGCGAUUUCUAUCCUGUGGGAAUAAUUUGGCAGGCAGCUGGCGCCGCUCAGGCCCCACGGGCACCCGAACCCAUAUCAGCGCCCAUCCACGUUGAGGUGAAUUCGGAUGGAGCGUCUCUCGCAUCCAACAACUCCUCAGAGAGCUAG
This is a messenger RNA of Echinococcus granulosus, 1146 nucleotides long. Its product is annotated as Adenylyl cyclase-associated protein. Gene Ontology annotation, cellular component: cytoplasm. The record is from RefSeq and is a predicted model, not a curated record. Gene Ontology annotation, molecular function: adenylate cyclase binding; actin binding. Gene Ontology annotation, biological process: cytoskeleton organization; regulation of adenylate cyclase activity. NCBI's taxonomy places the organism in Eukaryota, Metazoa, Platyhelminthes, Cestoda, Cyclophyllidea, Taeniidae. Bases 1 to 1146 code for a protein of 381 amino acids. The transcript has 7 exons.